Babesia bovis T2Bo is the source of this 5486-nucleotide messenger RNA. Its product is annotated as SNF2 family N-terminal domain containing protein. The coding region runs from base 219 to 5453 and encodes 1744 amino acids. Gene Ontology annotation, cellular component: nucleus. The transcript is spliced from 3 exons. Gene Ontology annotation, molecular function: ATP binding; ATP-dependent chromatin remodeler activity; DNA binding. NCBI's taxonomy places the organism in Eukaryota, Apicomplexa, Aconoidasida, Piroplasmida, Babesiidae. The record is from RefSeq and is a predicted model, not a curated record.
GACAUAGUCGAUACUUACGCGAUAUUUACCUUUUGGCCUUGUGUGUCAACCGAAACGCCAUAUCUGUAUAGGAAGACUGCCUUGCUUUGUCACAGUGUUGGUAGAAAUAUAUACCGAAAUCAGGCCACAUCGAACACAUAUAACCACUGAAAGUUCUAUUUUAUACCAGGGAUAUGUUGUUCCAAGAGGUACAUGUACAAAUAUAUGCCUAGACAGUCAUGGCGCCUCGACGCGGCUGGUGUAAGCUUUGCCAGGAUGAUUACAAGUCAGGUGACUCCAUAAUCAAAUGUACAAGUUGCCCAAAGUCGUAUCAUAGGGAAUGCCUGGAGCAUGAUAUAAGCACCAACGUUGGGCAUAACGCCGAACUAGUCGAUGGGCAUUAUGACUUUCGUACAUUCCAGUGUGAUAACUGCCUGCGUUACGAAGAUGAAAACGUGAUUGAGAACGACGAUCGUUGCAAACUAUGCAAGGAAAAGAAUCGGAACGACAAUGAUGUGCUAUUGCUCUGUGAUGGUUGCCCAAACAGUUAUCACAUACGAUGCCUGGAACUUGUAGCAGAGCCUGAUGGAGAUCAGUGGUUCUGUCCAAUGUGCAAACCAGAUAACUUCCAAGUUGUGUCGUUUCGGAAAAAACAGCAUCCUUUGGCAGAUACGGGGGACCACGUCAAUUCGUCUAUAUGUUACGUGUGUCAACGCCAUGGCAAGCUGCUGGGCUGUGACUUCUGCAGCAAUUCGUUCCAUCAUGGAUGUCUGCCAGAGUUUGAUGUCGGUACCAUUGGUGAUGUGUGGGAGUGCCCUUGCUGUAAGGGACAGGACCCAUUUAUUAACCAGAUGCACAAGAGGUGGACUGUGCAGCAGAUUGAUCGAAAUCUCAAAGAACGUAGACGCUGCAUACAAAUGUGGAAGGCAAAAAUCACUAAGUAUCGUAACAGGUUCCUCUUGGCGCACCGUAACGACUUAGCGCCGUUCGUAACGGACAAGUGCAUGGAGUCGCUGAAACGCAACUUUGUUGACGAAGGAUCAACAGCUCGUAAGCGUUUGCUGAAUUCUGGACGGAAUAUUGACGAUAUUCUCGAAUAUUUUGAAGAGGAGGCUAUUCAUGAGGCUGAGAAAUUCGUUGCUAAAGCACAUAAAAGCAGCCUAUACCCAAGCGGACGCAAGAUUGACGGCCGCCCAUUGAGAAAUGGAGUACAGUUGAAACCACACCAGGAAUUUGGUGUUGAUUGGCUAUUAAAGUCAUUCUUAACAGGAGGUGCUAUUUUAUCAGACGAAAUGGGUCUUGGGAAAACUAUCCAGACACUUUGCUUUCUAUCUUAUCUAAAGUUGAUGAAGAUAGAAGGUCCACACCUCAUUGUAGUUCCGUUAUCGACGGUGGGUAAUUGGCUUCGGGAAAUCCACCGAUUCACACCUCAUCUAACAUCAAUCAAAAUAUGCGGCUCGCGGACGGAGCGACAGCACGCAAUGGAAGAUCGUUUAGCAUACAAAGGAUUAUAUGAUUUGUACAUUACUACUUAUGAAACCGUAAAGAGCGAGGAGGAAUUCUUCGUGGAAACAAUCCCUCGCUGGCAGUGCCUUAUCCUGGACGAGGCCCACAGGAUCAAAAACCAGAGUGGCGCUGCACGCCAUUCAAUGGAUCGCAUUUUGGCAAACAUGCGCCUGCUGUUGACCGGUACGCCAUUGCAGAAUAAUGCAAUGGAGCUUUUCACACUUAUCAACUUCAUGUUCCCCGAUAUAUUCAAGGAUACUACCCUCAUGGACGAAGUGUUCCGUAACGUACCGAGAAAACAUGGGCGAGGAGCAAUGUCUGCAGCGGCAUUGGCGGUAGCAUCGGCCAACACUAAUUUCUCAAAGGAAGAUCUGGAGUCAAUAAAAACGCUACUUAGCCGAGUAAUGUUGCGCAGGCUGAAGGAGGAGGCGAUAACAUUACACCCUAAGGUGUUCCACGAUGUAUGGAUACCGCUUAGCAAGGUGUCGUUGCACUGGUACAGGACACUAAUGAGCGUGCGUACGCUUAUGAAGGACCAGUUUAGCGUAAAGAAAUUGCUAGGCAUGGUCAUUAAAAUGCGUAUUAUCUGUGGUCAUCCCAGGGGUAUUGUUAGCCGGACACACCAAACUGAAAAACUUUACGACUUUUUCAAACAACAGUCUUCUCGGUUGCAAAAGCAAAUAGAAGACGACGCUAACAGCUUGCGCGAAUUGCGUGACAAAGAGCAUUGUGAUGCCAGCGCUAAGCUGACUUUCCUGGAUAAAUUGCUGUGCCAGCUACAUUACGAAAACUGCGAGCACGUGCAAGGUUACUUGGAACAAUUUGGCAAACAUUUGAAAGAACGGGAAAUGGUCCGUGAACACAAACUAAAGUUGCGCAAAAAAAUGAAAGGCGUUGCUAGCCAGGAACCGUUUGAGAUUGAUUCCAACGAUUUCCUAGUACGAACACCAGCACCAACAUCUCGUAAUCCUAACUUCAUGGUCCAAGGGAUGUAUGCGGAACCGAUGCCUGAGGAAUGCCCCUAUAAGCCGGAGUCACCUACUGGUCCAUUCGCUGGCAGCAACAAGGCAGUGGAAGGUGCCAAGGAAAAUGCGCACGCUAACCCUGAUCUCAAAAUGUCUGGAGCUAAAAAUCGUGUUCUAGACGAUGAGGAUUUACCAGAUAAUGUAAAAGUAGAAACUGAACCCAGCAAGGGAGACAAUGUACAUCUGAUAAAGAGUGAAAAGGAAGUCACCAUCAAAAAGGAGGCUGAUAUCGAUGACAGUGAUGUAAUAAACAGCGCACGUGACCCUAAAGGUGCGAUGAUGCACAAGGUAUUGGUUUUUACGCAGUUCCAACUGGUACUCGAUGAGCUAGAGGUGUAUUGCAACGCCCGUGGUUGGAAGUAUAUGCGCCUUGAUGGUUCAACAAAUAAGUUGAUUCGCGAACUUGAUAUUCGUGAAUUCAACUCGCCGUCAAGUCCAUACUUUGUGUACCUCAUAAGCACUCGUGCUGGUGGUUUGGGUAUUAACCUCACUGCCGCCAAUCACGUGGUACUGUUCGAUGAGGAUUGGAAUCCGUUCAUCGAUCUGCAGGCCAUUGAUCGCGCACAUCGCAUUGGACAAAAACGCAGUGUACACAUUUGGAAAGUCGUAUCGGAGUGGACAGUAGAGGAACGUAUGGCCUUGUGCCGUGAGAAGAAGCUCCACCUCGAUAAACUGCUUAUUAACUCCCAGAGGCAGGCUAUGGACUACGAAGAGGCUGCUGAGGCUACUACCGUCUCGUUAUCAUCAGCAGCCAUCGUUAACAUGAUGAUGCACGGUAAUAAUGCCCUGAAAAACACUGAAGGUGAAGAUAUAACGGAGAUGUACCUCGAUGAUAUCAUAGCACGUGGUCGCAAGAAACCGCCAGAGGGUCUUGACGACUCGGCCGAAAUUGAUGAGUCUGAGGACGUAACUCUGGAAGAUGACAAAGCUGACCCGAAUAUGGUCAACGUGUCUGAUGUGAUGAAGGAAGAGGAUGUGGGUGAUGAACAAAUAGGUGACGAGGAGACUAACACUGGCGGCUCGUCAGACGAGGAAGAAGAUAGUAAUCCACAAGAAGUCGCUGCGAAGUCUCCAACUGUAUUGGACCCCAAGCAAGUGAAGAAACUCUUAAGUGGCGUGAAAGAUAAAUCUGAGAUAGUGCGCCAAUUGGAGAGUGGCGGGCUAUUGUGGCGUUCCGGUCGUGAAAAGAAGCGACCUUCUAGUAUGUACGUUCCCGAUAGCUUCCGCAAGCGUUCUGAAACUCGUACGCUUCGCCACGAAUGCCGAUGCUUCUGCUGUGGCUUUGCAAAGAACCACAAGGCCCAGUACAAGGACAAGGAUGGAAAUAUGGUAGACAUUGAUUACGGCGAGUUGAUCAAGUGCUUCCGGUGCCCUAAGGUCUACCACAAAGUUUGCGAAAGCCUUAGCGAUACCAGGAAAACGUGGACUUGCAGGUGGCAUGAAUGUUGCCUAUGCUUCCGCAAAAGCUCGCAGUGUGACAAUAUGCUGAUCCACUGCUCUAACUGCCCUACUUCUUUCUGUUAUGAUUGCUUCCCACCCGACUAUACACGCCACUACGUUGGUGAGGACUACUACUACGCUUUAAACCAACGAGGUUUGAAUGCUACUACCAACACGUGGAUAUUCUUUUUGUGUUCCAAGUGCAAAAUUUUACAGGAAAAGGAUCGACGCAAAAGGAUGUCUAAGGAAGACCGCGAGCUGCAGCAGAAGCAGCAGCGGGAGUUUAGGAAACAAUUGGCAACCACCGACAUCGGUGACGACAAGAAUGCUAAGCGCCGUAGACGUGAGAAUAGGAUAUCAUUUUUGGACAACUACAGGGCUAUGGAGGUACAGUUUGAAAACAGAUUGCGCACUGCAUAUGAGCGUUUGUGUCCACCUAAUCUUAUAGAGGAGGUUACACGACGUAUUGAAGCUGCGCGUGCCAAGAGGGAUGCUGAAGAGGCAGCUGGUCUAGUGCGUCUCAGACGCGAGGUCAACUUCUUAGCCAUCCGAUUGCCGUACAAAAUGCUGGCUGUUUGUGAAAAUUGCAAACUACCAUUGCACAAUACGGUUCGUUACCCCGGUGAGUGCCCUUAUGUCAAGGAAGUUAUUAAACUUGAGGUAACUGUACCGGUGGAAACCCAAGGCACCGAUGAUAAAGUGGAACAGCAGGCUGGUAAAACUAUAAAGAAAACUGCAUGUUCAAAAUGCCUAUUGGCAAUGACAGGUAAGCUGUCUCACACCCGCCGUAGUUGUGACCUUCUCACUGACGAGGAAAUUAAUGAAUACGAUGAUCGUAGGAAGCGCGCCAUAGCAGCCAUCGAGAUGUUGGAAAGCCUUGGUAUAUCAGAACCAAAUGAGAUUAACUACUCCCUGAUAGCACAUCCUCGGUUAAAGGCCAUAUAUGCCACAGCACUCGAAGACAUGGAUCGCAUUGUGCUUGAGUGUUUCAACUCAGCAGGGUUGAACAUUGCUCCUGUCAAUGGCUUCAUUCAUCCAAACUUGGCCUCGGCCAGCGCGCCUGCUUCGCCAGAUGCUGGAUAUAACGCAUCUGCCCAGACAUCAGCUGGCGUCACGCCUAUUGCAAAUUCGCCUUUACUCUCAAGUACCCAAGUGGACUUGACCGAAUCACGAAAUAGGGAGAUGCAGCCAGAAAAAAUGAUUACUAGAGGACGCCGAAAGGUAUCGGCGGCUAUUUACUCGGACUCCCCUCAGCAACACUCUGCUACGACAUCAUACGAGAGUGAUGGUACUGGCUUAACUAUGCCUACUACUUCAGAUAGCGUGCCACCUUUGGAAUUAGGUCCAGGCAUAUACCUGGAAGGGUUGAAUGUUGCCAUUCCAAAGUUGAGGCAGCUAUCGGGUGAGGAUACAGAAACUCACUCCCGGAGGAAUUCUGGCGAUAGCGCGAGUUCCAAAAAGAUGGACUACGACAUACGCGAGUAUUUCACCUUUAAUAAGUGAAAGGUAUCCAACUAUCUCUAAUACUACCUCACC